GUGUUCAGUUCAAGUGGACUUCGAGGGAGCGCAGCAUCGUCUCCUUCUCUCUCUCUGUGUCUCUCUCUCUCUCUCGCGGGCGCGUCGCCUGUGGUUCGAUCGACCUCGUGCCUCCUGUUCACCCCGACAUCUCCCUCUCUCUCCCUCUCUGUGUCUCGGUCUCUCUCUCUCACACGGAUACUGUGGUGGAAGGGAAAAACAAAAUCCGUUUAUGGUCCUGGCUGAAGAUCUCACGAUGUCUCGCACCGACGAGGUUCACCGCUUGACGGAAAAUGUCUACAAGACCAUCAUGGAGCAGUUCAACCCCUGCUUACGGAACUUUGUUGCCAUGGGGAAGAACUAUGAGAAGGCCCUCGCCAGUGUGACAUUUGCCGCCAAAGGCUACUUUGAUGCUCUGGUCAGAAUGGGCGAACUGGCCAGUGAGAGUCAAGGAUCCAAAGAUUUGGGGGAUGUGCUGUUCCAGAUGGCUGAGGUCCACAGACAGAUCCAAGUGCAGCUCGAGGAGAUGUUGAAAUCCUUCCACAACGAGCUGCUCUCGGAGCUGGAGAAGAAGGUGGAUCUGGAUAGUCGCUAUCUGACUGCUGCCCUCAAGAAAUACCAGGUGGAACACAAGAGCAAAGGGGAGAGUCUGGAGAAGUGCCAGGCUGAACUGAAGAAGCUGCGCAGAAAGAGCCAGGGCAGCAAGAACCCCUCCAAGUACGGAGAGAAGGAGAUGCAGUUUGUGGAGACCAUCAGCAGCAAGCAGACUGAGCUGGACACCUUCAUCGCAGAGGGAUACAAGACGGCCUUGUCCGAGGAGCGCCGCAGGUACUGCUUCCUGGUGGACCGUCAGUGUGCCGUGGCCAAGAACAGCAGUGCCUACCACGGCAAGGGUAAAGACCUUCUGACCCAGAAGAUACCAGUGUGGCAACAGGCCUGUUCAGACCCCAACAAGCUGCCAGAGAGGGCCAUGCUCCUGGCCCAGCAGAUGGGCUCCGCCUCUCUCGGAGGCACAAGCCCCCUGCAUACCUCCAAGUCCAACCUGGUCAUCUCGGACCCCAUCCCUGGAGCCCAGCCACUUCCGGUGCCCCCAGAGCUGGCCGUCUUCAUGGGCAGUGGCCUCGGACACCCAGCGAGGCUGAUUGGCCCUGACGGUCUGUCCAUGGUCAACGGGACAACAGGAGUCCACGGAGAGGAAUACUGGACAGAUGGGGGGACUAUUUCCGUGUCUCAAAUCAGGCCUUCGUCCCCUCAGACCCAGGCGCAGGGCCAGUCCCAGUCCGUGCCUCAGAGACAGGUCAGCGAUGUCUACUCCAACACCCUCCCUGUGCGCAGGCCUGCCCCAGCCAAAAAUAAGAAUCCUGUGGGUGAGACACGGACCCUACCCAGAUCCAGUUCGAUGGCAGCGGGCCUUGAAAAGAACGGCCGAGCCCGCGUCCAGGCCAUCUUCUCCCACGCCGCAGGGGACAACGGCACCCUCCUCAGCUUUUCCGAGGGCGAUGUCAUUACCCUGCUAGUGCCCGAAGCCCGCGACGGCUGGCACUACGGAGAGAAUGAGAAAAACAAGAUGCGUGGCUGGUUCCCAUUCUCCUACACACGUGUGCUGCCUGAAAGCGACAGCGAGAAGCUCAAAGUGAAUUUGCACCAUGGGAAAAGUAGCAGCACAGGGAACCUGUUGGAGAACGAUGGAUCGAUCCCCACCCCGGACUACGGCCUGACUGCCCGACUGCUGGCACAGAGCCUCGCACAGACUCGCCCACGCCCCUACAGCAUGGCAGGCUUUGGCACACAGCCUGCUAUUGAGGAUUACGACGGCCGCUUUGCCACAAGUUUGGGUCCAGAAUUGUCCCGGUUCUGAAGGGAACAGGACCUCCUGACCGUUCCAUGGAGGUCUACCUCCGGCCCACCUUCACCGAUGACCGAUCUGCACCCAUCUUCUACUAGCGGCCUGCUGUCUCCCUUUUUUCAUAAGGGGAGAAAGAAAAUGGCCAACGCUGGCAUAUUUAAGUUGUGUGAUUGGGGGUAAAAAAAAAAAAGGAAAAAAGAAAAUCACCUCACCGGCCAUUUUACUCUACUAAGAACCUGGUUUAUUUGCUGUUUAUUUUUUCAGAGAAUUCUCAGUCGAUUCCCGCGAUGUUUUUUGCAAACGCUCCCACAAACACUGAAUGUCUCAGCCUUGAACAUUCAAGCGCAAGUGUGGCAGUGGAUUUUAUUAGUUCUUUAGAUCACAUCAGUUGUGGAUAAGGUACGGCUAAUAGGUUUUUACUAGUGAUGCUGUCACAUUUAUUAUUUAUCUGCACUUCUACUAUGGGAUUUCUUUUUUUUUUUUUUGAACACUACACUGUAAAUUAUGUUUGAUGAUUAUGUAAUGGAGGCACACUCGGCAUUAGUUGUUUUAAGCGAGGCUUGAGGGCGAAUGUAAGAUGGUCGGUUACAGUUUUCAGUGAAUCACUGUAAUAUGCUCUGAAGACACAAAGUGUAGACUGGAUACUACCACAGAAAGCUAGAACUAGACAGUUGCUGAGUAAACUGCAAUUCUGCUUUUGUUAAGUGAUAUAGUACUAAAUAUUUACUAGUUGUGAUACAGUAUACCCAGAUGUGGGAACUGUGCCUUCAACUUUUCUUUUUCUUUUUGUAAACGUAGGCUCCACGCAGCAUUGGCCCCAUCAUUCUGGAAACUGGGAUGAUUUCCCCUUAUUGUUUGCUUGUAAUGUCACUUUUUUUUAAUGUAUAUUUAGCUUUGAGGGAGUGGUAGCUUAUCAAAUAAGGUACAGUAUUAUCAUAGCUUUUGAUCACUCUCAGUAUUAUACACUAAUCUGAGAGAGGAGCUUAAGGCAGAGGAAUUCAUGCAUGUAUGUUGGGAUCAUUGUAUGUGGUGGCAAAGCAAGAAUGUAUGGAUGUGAGCAGCGAGCUAAAAUUCCUCUUAGCCUGCAAUAAUUCAACAGUUAAAUCACGAAAAAAUCAAACGUCCAUGGAUGAGUCCUUCACAGUGAGCGAUGUGAUCACGCUUCUAUUACACCGCUCAUUCGGGAAACAAGUUUCCAAUGCAUUUUUUUUUUUUUUACUUUUAUAUAGCUUUCUGUUCGUCCAUUUCUCACCGUUGUCCCGGUUUGCAUUAUAUCUGUUACUGUACAGAAAGUGCAUAUAAAUGAUCCUGUCCAAGAAUAAAUCUAAAUGGGCACAAACGUCA
Scophthalmus maximus (turbot) is the source of this 3169-nucleotide messenger RNA. It is a transcript of the gene baiap2a, whose product is annotated as BAR/IMD domain containing adaptor protein 2a. Gene Ontology annotation, molecular function: cytoskeletal adaptor activity; protein binding. Gene Ontology annotation, biological process: plasma membrane organization; actin crosslink formation; positive regulation of actin filament polymerization. The transcript is spliced from 15 exons. Lineage: Eukaryota; Metazoa; Chordata; Actinopteri; Pleuronectiformes; Scophthalmidae. Bases 212 to 1837 code for a protein of 541 amino acids. The record is from RefSeq and is a predicted model, not a curated record. Gene Ontology annotation, cellular component: nucleoplasm; cytosol.